GCGGGUGGGAAGCCAUGCAGCCUCUGGAUUGUUUGAUAAUUAUACAGGCUUAAUCUCACCGCUGAUUGUUUAGAUUUGCCACCUGUGUGCGCGCGCGUGCGUAAUGAUUCAAACAACACAUGCUCUCCAGAGUUAAUUCUCUAUCGGAAGUGACUCUAUAGCUUUUAUAGUUUUUAUUAGUGGGUGUCGUUUUUAGACAGACAAAACGUUUGCACCUCACAUUUGGACUGCACCUCACUGUGGGGGUCAGGCUGUUUGAAUAGGGGAGGGACUUCGCUGCUAAAAUUGUCUGCUCCUCUCCAGUUGUUCAACUUGUGGCUGUCCAUCAUCCACACAGGCUGUGACGCUCUAAUUUAAGCCACGUGUAUAUAUUUUUUCUAAGUGUGUGCAUUUAAACUGGCCCAAUGUUUAAGUAUUUAGACAAAAUGUUUAGAACAUUUUAGAACACACACUUCCUGAAAACAACGUAAUGCAUAUACAGUGAGAUUUAAGCAGCUGUCCAUUUAUAGUGUGCAGUAAAUGGAGCAGCCUAAGUGGGUGUGUGAAGUUUCCAUUAAUAGCUUCUGCUUUGAAUGCACAAUCAGCAACUGUGCUGAUCCAAAACCAGGACCGCCAUAUUUGGUUCUCAAGGUCUUACAGAAACUCAAGGAUUUGGAUAUCAACGUAGACAUUCUUGCUGAAACUGGGAUAGGCAAAACGGUAAACUCUCUGCGCAGACACGAACAAGCUGGAGAAUUUGCCAAAACGUUAGUUAGGGGUUGGAAAAAACUUCUUUCUAAGGAGGGCACAAGCCUCACAGAAGAUGGAGCUCUGUCAGAGACUAUGUCUGUUAAAGACAAACAGGACAACACAGACUGUCCAAAUGCUGCUGGUUUCACAACAGAGGAUUUAAACAAUAACUGGUCAACAUGUCACAGUGAGAGUCAGGAUUUCUCAGAUGAGGCCCACUCCAAAACUGGAACUAUGAAAGAUGAUACAGAGAGACGGGGAUGUAAAGAGAAAGAUGGAAAAAGUAAGGGAAAUCGAGAUAAAAUUCAACAAGAGACCCAGAAUAACUUUCAGAGUGAUGUCUUACAAAAGAAAACCGCAAAGGACGAAAUGGAUGGUUCCCCUGCUCCAAAAAAGACAAAUUGUUGGAGUGAAAGAAAAUUGGGAGAUGACAACAUUUUAUGUAAAAACAAAAAGUUAGAGGACCUGCAUCAGAGAUCCAGGUCUGAUUCUGGGGAAAACUUGAAAAUCAACUUUGGAUCAGAAAAAGAGUCAAGUAAGAAAUCAAGGCCAUCGAAAGACUCAUCAAAAGAAGACAAAGAAUCUUUUUUAUUUACAUGCAACGAAAAAUACUCAAAAACAUUAAAACUGGACAAUUUUGGAGACGAGAAAUCCUCAGGAAUAUCGAGGAGCUCAGAGGUCCAGAAGAAAAAAAAGAAGAAAAUGAGUAAAGAGAGGCACGGUGCUCUCAAACAGUCUGAAAAUGAGGAGCUUUCACAGCACAAAAACAAAAAGGCCAAAAUGAAACACAGAGACAAGGAGAGGGACGGUGCCAGAGAGGAACCCUCCAAGUCUUUUGAAUCGUGUUUGAACUAUGAUGUUAAUGCCCGCAAGAGAAAAAAACAGUGUGGAGCAAAGAAAACUUCCAAAAAAUUCAAGACUGUUGUGAAAGAGGGAACAAGAACAGAUCCUGACAUGGAACCUUCCAAGUUGCCUGUGUUGUCUAUAAAUGCCAGCCCUCCAAACCAGAAAUCUGUAAUGGACCUGAUGGGCAUUUCUUUACCCGCCAUUCUGCCUGAAUGUGAAAAGCAAUCCACUGCAUUGUACUUUGAUAGGAAAGUUGAGAAAGACCUGGACUUCUAUGACGAUGAGUCUGCCGUCUUCACUGGUCAGAGACUUAACAAGAAGAUGCAAGUUUACUCUGGGGCCAAAAUGGUCUUCCUCCCAACCAUGUUGAGCUUGUACCAGCAGUGUAUCCGCACACUCCAGAACAACAUUAACUUGCUGUAUGAAACAGGUGGAGUCCCAUUUGAAAUCCUGGAGCCAGUGUUGGAGAGGUGUAUGCCGGAGCAGCUGCUACGCAUUGAAGAAUGCAACCCAAUCUACAUCGGAGUGACGGACCACUUGUGGGGUAAACACUGUCAACGGGAAUUCAAAGACUCCCAACUUCAGGAGUAUGAAUCGUGGAAAGAGAUGUAUAUCAGACUCUCGGAGGAAAGGGAGCGGAAACUCCAGAGAUUGACAAAAAGUAUCGUUUCAGCACAUUCUAAUAAACCCAAAGGUCGGCAGGUGAAGAUGGCAUUUAUUCACACUGUUGCCAAGCCGCCGAGAGAUGUGCGAAUUCAGCAGGAAAUCCAUGGGACUGCUGUUCAGCAGCCUAAUCAGCUCAGAUGCAGCGUGAAACCUAAAGACAUUGCAUUGCGUCCAAGCUGCAAUGAGCCCAGCAGGUCCAGCAGGUUCAGCAGCUCCAGUUCAGGUGGAGGAAAUUCACAAGAGUCUCGCAAAAAAACAAGAGUGGCUCCAAUGAUGGCGAAGUCCUUAAAGGCAUUUAAGAAACAGUUGGGACGCAGAUAAUUGUACAAUGUUGCUGUUUGAGAAUAUGGGAAAAGUGCACUGUCAUCUCUAUAAUAAGUCUGUGUUCUCCAUCAAUUGUUCUGUGUUGUUUGUCUUCGUACGUAGGCUUAUGUCAUGUUUUUUUCCCUCCAAUAACAAUGAAUUGUCUUCACUAUUACUUCACAAUUAAAUCAGCAACUUCACAUGAUUUAGACGCUUCUUGUCUCUUAAGUCCCUGCGUGCCAGUCAGUGGUAGUUUAUUAAAUGAGCUAUUGCUCCCUCUAGAGGAUGUCAGGAGAAAUGUUAUUUUCAGUGAACACAUUUUUGCCACAAACUAUUUCAGAUAAUGUAACACUUUUACACUAAUGUAUGGUAUAACCUACCUCUUCUACCAGUACGCACAGUGAUACAUACACAUUAACUAUUGCUCGUAGUAUAUUUGAUUAAAUUGAUGUUUUCAUCCUUUUCUGUGUUGUGCCCUACAUUUUGUUGACACCCACUCAAAUGUCAACAAAGUGUCUCCCAUUGUGGGAGGAAAAGUUUUUGUUUUCUUCAGAACGCGCAGAAAAAAAAUGUGUUUUAUGGUGGAAGGUUAUCUGCCACAUGUCAAGGACUCUCACUGAGUGGAGGUUUUGAAACUGCUGCAGACUUUAGUGCCACCUGUGGCAAGAUGCUGAGAUUACACCCCUUGUUCAGCUUUCUUUCAUUUUAAAGGUACAUUGUGUGUAUUGUGUAAUGAAUGUUGCACCUGCGGAAUAUCCCUCACCUCACCUUUCCCUUCCAUUACACUUUAUAUAAUAAAGUGAUUUUACACU
Messenger RNA from Solea solea (common sole), 3356 nucleotides. It is a transcript of the gene eloal, whose product is annotated as elongin A, like. The record is from RefSeq and is a predicted model, not a curated record. Gene Ontology annotation, cellular component: elongin complex; nucleus. The transcript has 11 exons. The coding region runs from base 520 to 2562 and encodes 680 amino acids. Lineage: Eukaryota; Metazoa; Chordata; Actinopteri; Pleuronectiformes; Soleidae. Gene Ontology annotation, biological process: transcription elongation by RNA polymerase II.